Messenger RNA from Rattus rattus (black rat), 5561 nucleotides. RefSeq names its product DEP domain containing 5, GATOR1 subcomplex subunit (gene Depdc5). Gene Ontology annotation, biological process: cellular response to amino acid starvation; intracellular signal transduction; negative regulation of TORC1 signaling. The transcript is spliced from 44 exons. Lineage: Eukaryota; Metazoa; Chordata; Mammalia; Rodentia; Muridae. The record is from RefSeq and is a predicted model, not a curated record. Bases 312 to 5114 code for a protein of 1600 amino acids. Gene Ontology annotation, cellular component: GATOR1 complex; lysosomal membrane. Gene Ontology annotation, molecular function: GTPase activator activity.
GGCGCGGGCUCAGGUGAGCGCUCUUCGGCGGUGCUGUCUGUCUGGCUCCUAGAGCUCUGGUGCGGAAGCUGCGCGAACUGUGGGGGCUCAGGACAUUGUUAGUGGAACGUGAAUCAUGGGAGUGCUUAACAGUUCGAGUGACCUUGGGCGAGUCCCUUGUUUUGACGUUUCUCUACAGAGGUGAUGGACUAACCUCUUCGAAUAUCCCUGUACUAUUUUGGUGUUCCUGAUGCAGACAAAAACAAGUAGCAGGAAGGCAAGAUGACUUCCCUGCUCCAAGAUCGGAACAGCUGAAGAAACCACAAGACAAAAUGAGAACCACAAAGGUCUACAAACUUGUCAUCCACAAGAAGGGCUUUGGGGGCAGUGAUGAUGAGCUGGUCGUGAACCCUAAAGUCUUUCCUCACAUCAAACUUGGAGACAUUGUGGAGAUCGCUCACCCCAAUGAUGAAUACAGUCCUUUGCUUUUGCAAGUCAAGUCUCUCAAGGAAGAUUUACAGAAAGAAACUAUCAGUGUGGACCAGACUGUGACACAAGUAUUCCGGCUAAGACCUUAUCAAGAUGUCUAUGUAAACGUUGUAGACCCCAAGGAUGUGACUCUUGACCUAGUGGAAUUGACUUUUAAGGAUCAGUAUAUAGGCCGGGGGGAUAUGUGGCGACUAAAGAAAAGUUUGGUGAGCACCUGUGCCUAUAUCACCCAGAAAGUGGAAUUUGCUGGCAUCAGGGCACAGGCUGGUGAGCUGUGGGUCAAGAAUGAGAAGGUCAUGUGUGGUUACAUUAGUGAAGAGACCAGGGUGGUGUUCCGUUCUACGUCGGCUAUGGUUUACAUAUUUAUUCAGAUGAGCUGUGAAAUGUGGGAUUUUGAUAUUUAUGGGGAUCUGUACUUUGAGAAAGCUGUGAAUGGUUUCCUUGCCGACCUGUUUACUAAGUGGAAGGAGAAGAACUGUAGCCAUGAAGUGACUGUGGUUCUGUUUUCUAGAACUUUUUAUGAUGCAAAAUCUAUUGAUGAAUUUCCUGAAGUAAACCGAGCUUCAAUUCAACAAGAUCAUAAAGGGAGAUUCUACGAGGACUUUUACAAAGUGGUGGUGCAGAACGAGAGAAGGGAAGAGUGGACGUCACUCCUUGUGACCAUUAAAAAACUCUUCAUCCAGUAUCCAGUGUUGGUUCGACUGGAACAGGCAGGGGGCUUUCCUCAAGGAGACAAUUCUACCUCAGCACAAGGAAACUACCUAGAGGCCAUCAACUUGUCAUUCAAUGUGUUUGACAAGCACUACAUCAACCGAAACUUUGACCGAACUGGGCAGAUGUCCGUGGUGAUCACGCCGGGGGUGGGUGUCUUUGAAGUGGACCGCCUCCUCAUGAUCUUGACCAAGCAGCGGAUGAUCGAUAAUGGAAUUGGUGUGGACUUAGUGUGCAUGGGAGAGCAGCCAUUACAUGCUGUGCCAUUAUUCAAGCUGCACAACCGGAGUGUGCCACGGGAUUCUCGGCUGGGCGAUGACUAUAAUAUUCCUCACUGGAUAAACCACAGUUUCUACACAUCCAAAAGCCAGCUGUUUUGUAACAGUUUCACUCCAAGGAUAAAACUGGCAGGAAAGAAGUCUGCCACUGAGAAAACCAAAAAUGGCCGUGAUACAUCUCUUGGGGCUCCAAAGGAAUCGGAAAACACCCUUCCCAUCCAAGUAGAUUAUGAUGCCUACGAUGCCCAAGUAUUCCGGUUGCCUGGUCCAUCCCGGGCCCAGCGACUCGCCACCUGCAGGUCUGUGAGAGAGCAGGAGAAUCACAAUCGCAAAAGUGCCAGCUCCUGCGACGUCUCCUCCAGCCCGUCCCUGCCAAGCCGUGCACUGCCCACUGAGGAAGUGAGGAGCCAGGCUUCAGACGACAGCUCCCUGGGCAAGAGCACCAACAUCCUGAUGAUCCCUAACCCCCACCUGCACCAGUAUGAAGUCAGCAGCUCACUGGGCUACACCAGCACCCGAGAUGUCCUGGAGAGCAUGAUAGAACCACCACAGCGGGACUCUAGUGCACCUGGAAGGUUCCACGUAGGCAGUGCAGAGUCCAUGCUACAUGUUCGACCUGGAGGCUACACCCCUCAGAGAGCACUGAUUAACCCCUUCGCCCCCUCAAGAAUGCCCAUGAAGCUCACCUCCAACAGAAGGCGCUGGAUGCAUACUUUUCCUGUAGGACCAUCUGGAGAGGCCAUCCAGAUCCAUCAUCAAACCCGGCAAAACAUGGCAGAGCUGCAGGGCAGCAGGCAGCGGGACCCCACCCACUCCUCUGCAGAGCUGUUGGAGCUGGCAUAUCAUGAAGCCGCCGGAAGGCACAGCACUUCCCGCCAGCCUGGUGACAGCAUGUCCUUGAACUUCAGUGGAACGGAAGAGCUUUCUGUCAGCCUGCUUAGCAACAGCGGCACAGGUAUGAAUCCUAGGAACCAGAAUAAGGACUCUCUAGAGGAUGGUGUUUCUACCUCUCCAGACCCAAUUCUGACACUGUCUGCUCCCCCUGUAGUGCCAGGCUUCUGUUGCACAGUUGGAGUGGAUUGGAAGUCUCUUACUACUCCUGCAUGCCUUCCCCUCACCACUGACUACUUCCCGGACCGUCAGGGCCUGCAGAAUGACUACACAGAGGGCUGCUAUGAUCUCCUCCCAGAAGCAGACAUGGACAGGAGGGAUGAGGAGGGUGUUCAAAUGACAGCCCAGCAAGUGUUUGAAGAGUUCAUCUGCCAGCGUCUCAUGCAGGGUUACCAAAUCAUAGUACAGCCAAAGACCCAGAAACCCAGCACUACAGUCCCACCCCCGCUGAGCAGUAGCCCACUCUAUAGCAGAGGGCUUGUGUCCCGAAACCGCCCUGAAGAGGAGGGCCAGUAUUGGCUGAGUAUGGGCAGAACCUUCCAUAAGGUGACACUUAAGGACAAGAUGAUCACAGUGACUCGUUACCUUCCCAAGUACCCUUAUGAAUCUGCCCAGAUCCAUUACACCUACAGCCUCUGCCCUUCCCACUCUGACUCAGAGUUUGUCUCCUGUUGGGUGGAAUUCUGCCACGAACGGCUAGAGGAAUACAAGUGGAAUUACUUAGAUCAGUACAUUUGUUCUGCCGGCUCUGAAGAUUUCAGCUUAAUCGAGUCUCUGAAGUUCUGGAGAACCCGAUUUCUACUACUGCCAGCCUGUGUCACUGCCACCAAGCGCAUCACAGAAGGGGAAGUGCACUGUGACAUCUAUGGGGACAAACCCCGUGCAGAUGAAGACGAGUGGCAGCUUCUAGAUGGCUUUAUUCGCUUUGUAGAGGGCUUGAACCGCAUCCGCAGGCGCCACCGCUCAGACCGCAUGAUUCGGAAAGGGACUGCCAUGAAAGGCUUGCAGAUGACCGGGCCCAUCUCGGCACACUCUCUCGAGUCAACGGGCCCCCCAGUCGGGAAGAAAGGAACCUCAGCUCUGUCUGCCCUGCUGGAGAUGGAGGCUAGUCAGAAGAGCCUAGGAGAACAGCAGACAAGUGUGCAUGGGAAAAGCUCUACUCAGCCAGCUGAGAACAGCAGUGUUGCCAUGACUCCCACCUAUGUGGACAGCCCACGCAAGGACGGGGCCUUCUUUAUGGAGUUUGUCCGCAGCCCACGCACAGCAUCAUCUGCCUUCUACCCUCAGGCAUCUGUGGACCAAACAGCUUCUCUGGUGUUGGACAGCACCAGUUUAGGGGUCAGCACGUGCCAGUCCAUGGAUAGAGGCAAUAACCAGACCUUUGGGAACUCCCAGAACAUAGAACAGGCCUUUCCCUCUACAGGCUCUGGAGACUGCAGCUCUCAGCAGCACAUAGCCAGCUCUCUGACAUCGUCCUCUACCCUGGUGGAGAUCCUGGAAGCCAUGAAGCAUCCCUCGACGGGAGUCCAGCUGCUGUCUGAGCAGAAGGGCCUUUCGCCGUGCUGCUUCAUCAGUGCGGAGGUCGUACACUGGCUGAUGAACAAUGUGGAGGGGGUCCAGACGCAGGCGAUGGGCAUCGACAUCAUGCAGAAAAUGCUGGAAGAGCAGCUCAUAGCGCAUGCGUCUGGAGAAGCAUGGCGAACCUUCGUCUACGGCUUCUAUUUCUACAAGAUAGUCACGGACAGAGAGCCCGAACGAGUGGCUAUGCAGCAGCCCUCUGCCCCGUGGCACACAGCAGGAGUGGAUGACUUUGCCAGCUUCCAACGCAAGUGGUUUGAGGUGGCCUUUGUGGCAGAAGAGCUUGUGCACUCCGAGAUUCCUGCCUUCCUCCUGCCCUGGCUACCUAGCCGGCCAGCCUCUUACGCAAGCAGGCACAGCUCCUUUAGCCGAAGUUUUGGAGGACGGAGCCAGGCAGCCGCACUGUUAGCUGCCACUGUCCCAGAGCAGAGGACUGUGACCCUGGAUGUUGAUGUGAACAACCGAACGGACCGGCUGGAGUGGUGCAGCUGUUACUACCACGGAAACUUCUCUCUCAACGCAGCCUUUGAAAUCAAGCUACACUGGAUGGCAGUGACUGCCACAGUGCUGUUUGAGAUGGUCCAAGGUUGGCAUCGAAAAGCUACCUCCUGCGGCUUCUUGUUAGUCCCGGUUUUGGAGGGUCCUUUUGCACUGCCCAGUUACCUGUACGGCGACCCCCUGAGAGCCCAGCUCUUCAUCCCGCUCAACCUCGGCUGCUUGCUCAAGGAGGGCAGCGAGCACCUGUUCGAUAGCUUUGAACCAGAGACAUAUUGGGAUCGAAUGCACCUUUUCCAGGAAGCCAUUGCACACAGGUUUGGAUUUGUGCAAGAUAAAUAUUCUGCCUCCGCGUUUAACUUCCCUGCUGAGAAUAAACCACAGUAUAUCCACGUCACAGGAACAGUGUUUCUUCAGCUGCCCUACUCCAAACGCAAGUUUUCUGGGCAGCAGCGGCGGCGACGGAACUCUACCAGCUCCACCAACCAAAACAUGUUCUGUGAGGAGCGGGUUGGCUACAACUGGGCCUACAACACCAUGCUGACCAAGACAUGGCGCUCUAGUGCCACGGGGGAUGAGAAGUUUGCCGAUCGGCUGCUGAAGGACUUCACAGAUUUCUGCAUCAACCGUGACAACCGCCUGGUCACAUUCUGGACAAACUGCCUGGAGAAGAUGCACGCCAGUGCUCCUUGACGCCAGGCUGCUCCAUUAGGAGAGGCUGUGGGUAUCCUGGAGCUGGCCGUCCAGCUAGGCUCUGGGCAUCAGGUGUCAGGCUGCUCCUGUCAGCGAGUAGGGCCACUGCUGAUAUUCGGCCUCUUGCACAAGUGUGAGUGAGGAGAAAGACUGGAAGCAGCUGCUGUUGCUACCACCACCCAGAUCUCGCCAUCACGUGCCCGCGGCAGGGGGAGGCACAGAUUGUCCGUGGGAGGGAGUCAGUGUCUGGGAAUGGGGUAGGCAGCUUCCAUUAAGGUCCUUUUUCCUCACCAGCAGUGGGAUAUUUGGAACAGAAAGAACCUCCUGCUUUCUGCCCAAGAAUGUGUGUGUAUAGGAUAAUUCUGUGACAUAGUGUACCAUUGCCUCAUACCAGCUGUACAUAUGUGUACAUAGCAGAAGUGAAUAAAGCCCCCCCCCCACAGUGUC